Messenger RNA from Oreochromis niloticus (Nile tilapia), 10561 nucleotides. RefSeq names its product neurotrophic tyrosine kinase, receptor, type 3a (gene ntrk3a). Lineage: Eukaryota; Metazoa; Chordata; Actinopteri; Cichliformes; Cichlidae. Gene Ontology annotation, biological process: positive regulation of neuron projection development; cell surface receptor protein tyrosine kinase signaling pathway; cellular response to nerve growth factor stimulus. Gene Ontology annotation, cellular component: plasma membrane; signaling receptor complex; axon. Bases 2172 to 4655 code for a protein of 827 amino acids. The transcript has 19 exons. The record is from RefSeq and is a predicted model, not a curated record. Gene Ontology annotation, molecular function: neurotrophin binding; ATP binding; neurotrophin receptor activity.
ACUCUGCUACAUGCCUUAGUCUGUGCCACAGUCUGUUAUCCGAUCUGGCAUCCAGUACUUUACUGAGACAGUAAGGCCUGUGGUUGUGCCUGCAGAGCAGAACUCUCCAUCCCUUCACUGGCCCUAAGCUCUCUUUGAAAGUAUUUUGGACAUUAAAAGAUACACUAUGGCUUCACAGAAAUUCAUCACACUCAUGAUUAUUGCAUGACCUGGUGCUGCACUUUUCCUCCAGGGUUGUACUCUUCACCAUUUUUAGUGUCCUUACCAAUAACAGACCAGUUGAACAUUGAGAUACUGCCUGUGGAGGUCAGGCUCCUGAUAUCCUCUGUUCUACCCCCAACACUCACACACACUGCCGUAGUUGUUGUUGAGAUAUUUUGAUCAGAAUUUAUAUAAUUGAAAAAUAAUUUCAUAAAUGACACUGAGAUUUGGUAAAGAUUUAUUCCAACCAGCUUGUUUUUUUUAAAUAUCAUUUUGACCUCCUUUAUAUCUAUCAAAAAAUAGACAAGGAUUAACAACUUCUUCCUCAGUGGACCAGUUAUCAAUGCCUGAGAUCAGCUGUGUACCACUCCAGCUGAAGUGCAGGAUGAUGCAGGAUGCAUCAUCAUUCUGUUUUGUCUGCCCCUGAUAUCAAUUGCGACUAUAUGUGGAAUAUAUUGAUAUACAAAUAUACACCAGUUCUAGUGUUGGCAGUUUUUUCAAAUUUUAUACACAUACCAGUGAACAUGACUGUGCCAUCAGGUAGACACAGCCCACUAGAGACACUGUGGUGGCCCCCACACAAAUUCUUCCCCCUCUGUGUAAAUUUGCCAUCUGUACAUAAAACUAGUGAUAGGUCUCAAACAGUCAUUAAAGUGGAUAUCCUCUAAUGAGACCUUAUAAUAUUACAGGCCAAGUGACUAUGAGCAAAAGUCACAUUUUCAAUUGAUAUCCCUGGAUGGAGGAAAACUGACUAACAAUCAGUUUGAUAAGCUGUGAUUAAACUGAGACAGAGGACAACAUGAAUGGAAGAAUAAUGGUCAGCAGGCUCAUUGCUCUACAUUAACAUUCAUGAGAUGCUUUGUACAGACCGUUUAUUGUUGAGUAAGAGUGUGUGGAGAGCAGAAUAUGGGGCUAAUCUGUGUGGACACAUUUCCAGGUGAACUGUGAUUUCCACAGGGGACAUGAUCUCCAGGCGAGGAGAAUCUGUGUAACAUCUCAUUGGGAUCCAACACGUAUGCAGACACAUACACUUACACGUACAUCACAGUAUGUUCCAAAACUGGAGUUAUACAUUAUGUUAGAAAGGAAAACUAAGCCUGUAUGAUCCCACAGCUACACUCUGUCAUUCAGGGACCUCUAGUGGUCACAUAAUGCUAUAGUUUCAGUCAGGCCAAACGGAGCGCUGUGGCUCAGUGGUCACAGCGCAGCUGCCUCAAAGGCCAGGAGCUUUUCUCCACCUAACCAAAGCUUUACUCUUGCACCGUCACCUCAGACAGUUCAAAAGCUUGAUGGAGAUAAUAUAAUAUACAUAUGUGUCUGAUAAUCAUGAACUCGGCGUCAUAUUUAUUCCAAUUGCUAUUAAAACUGUUUUUCUGUAACCCAGCCUGAUCAGAGCAGUGUCUCUCUCUCUUUCUCUCUCUCGUGUGUGUGGGUGCGCACAAAAGCAAAGCUGACGCGUGUCCACUGCGCUCCUCUGCCCAGCAGGUGGACUCAGAGGAUUGGGGUCUCUCUCUCUCUCUCUCUCUCUCGACCCCUGGCGUCGACAGAGAGAGAGAGAGCGUGUGGGAGAGACUGAGAGAUGGACAGAUGACUCAAAAAGGAGACGAAAAGGAGAAAAAUGCUCACCGCGACCGUACACAUCAAACAGCGGGAGAAUAUAUUCUCUGGGUUUUUCUUAUUUUGUCCUCUUUGUUCCAUCCAAACGUUGUCGGUGUGACGAGCAGGGAGGGGGGCGUGACUGGCAUCAUUAAAACCUCUGAUACCCCCACAAGCACGCGCACACUCAGACACGCGUGAACACACGGAGGGAGAUGUUUACAGCUUUGACCGCUUGGACUCCACUGAGCGGAAUAAGGCGAGCACAGCGUUCACACGGCUUCAGACUCUGACGGUCUGAGUCAUUUUCAUUUUUAGUCAUUUUCAUUCUCGUUCAGCUUCAAAGUUGGAAUCUGGGACUGAAUCGUGACAGCAUGGAUUUGUUCGGCGCGCGUCGCCUUCUCAGGAUUCGGUGCUGCUGGAAGGUUUCCGUUCUGCUCAGCGUUUUCUUUCACAGCUGCCCGAGCUCCUCGUUGGACUGUCCCCCCACCUGCACCUGCUCUCCCACUGAAAUCUUCUGCAGUAAGUCCGACAACAGCCAGUUCUUCCCGCUGCUGUCCUUCCAGGGGACCGGGAAUGCUGGGAAUAAUACCGGAAGCAUCGAGGAUCUUUUCCAGAACAUCACCUCCAUACACAUCGAGAACUGGACUGGUCUGCAGACUUUGAGGGAUUUCGAUAUGGAGCUCUACACCGGCUUACAGAGGCUAACCAUUAUGAGGAGCAACCUACACACGAUCCAGGCUCGCGUUUUCUCCAAGAACCCACAGCUUCGUUACAUAAACCUGUCCAAGAACCCCAUGUUGACCACGUUGUCCUGGCAGAUCUUUGAACAUCUGCCGCUUGUGGAACUGCAUUUGGAGGAUGUGGUGUUCACCUGCGGCUGUGAGAUUCGCUGGCUGCAGCUAUGGCAACAGAGAGGAGAGGCAGGUCUUAGCAGCCAGCAGUUAUACUGUGCUGACAGCUACAGGACAAUAUUGCUUCAAGAUAUGAACAUCAGCAGUUGUGACCUACCAGAUAUCAGCGUCAGCCACAGCAACCUCACAGUUGUCGAAGGUGAUCAAGUAACGGUAAUCUGUAAUGGCUCUGGUUCACCAUUACCUGAAGUGGAUUGGCCUGUCAAUGGCUUGCACUCCAUCAAUGCACAAGAGGCUAGAGUCUACGACAAUACUAUUCACUCCAUCAACAUAACCUUGGUCAAUGUAAGCAGAGAUGACAACAACUUCAGUUUAAAAUGCACUGCCACCAACAUAGUGGGCAUGACCAAUGCUUCGGUUCAGCUAACUGUUCAUUUUCCUCCCACCAUUAUUGAGCUGAAGGAGCCAGAACGCCGCCAUGACACGUGCAUUGAGUUUACCGUUCGUGGUUUACCCCACCCAGCCUUACGAUGGUUCUAUCAAAAUGAGGAAAUUUCCCACACUGAGUAUGUGCGUCCUGACAUGGAUAUUUACCUGGACUACAUAGAAGGAUGCCUAACCUUUAAAAACCCAACACACCACAAUAAUGGCAAUUAUACUCUGGAGGCCAGAAACUAUCUGGGCAUAGCCACCGGUACUGUGUAUGGGCACUUCCUGGAAAAGCCUUUUGGUACAGAUGAUUACGAUUAUGGAGCCACAGGUGAACCAGGAACUCCAACUGCAGAGACUCACAUACCAGAGGAAGAUACUUUUGGGGUAUCCAUAGCAGUGGGCCUGGCAGGGUUUGCCCUAAGUUUGAUGCUGGUGGUUCUCUUUCUUCUCAUCAACAAGUAUGGUGGGCGAUCCAAGUUUGGCAUGAAAGGUCCAGUGGCAGUGAUAAGUGGUGAGGAAGACUCUGCCAGUCCCCUUCAUCACGUUAACCAUGGGAUCAUUAGCCCCUGUACACUGGAUGCUGGACCAGCUGCAGUGGUGAUUGGAAUGACUAGAAUUCCUGUUAUAGAGAACCCACAGUACUUCAGACAUGGCCACAACUGCAACAAACCUACCACCUAUGUUCAGCAUAUUAAACGGCGGGACAUAAUUCUGAAAAGAGAGCUUGGUGAGGGAGCCUUCGGCAAGGUGUUCCUGGCUGAGUGUUACAACCUGAGUCCCACUAAGGACAAGAUGCUGGUAGCUGUAAAGACGCUGAAGGAUCCCACACUUGCAGCCAGAAAGGAUUUCCAGCGUGAGGCUGAGCUCCUGACUAACCUUCAACACGAGCACAUAGUGAAGUUCUACGGAGUGUGUGUGGAUGGAGACCCUCUCAUUAUGGUCUUUGAGUACAUGAAGCACGGAGAUCUCAAUAAGUUUCUCAGAGCCCAUGGGCCAGAUGCCAUGAUCCUAGUGGAUGGACAGCCUUUGCAGACGAGUGGUGAACUCGGUCUGUCCCAGAUGCUUCAUAUAGCCAGCCAAAUUGCAGCUGGGAUGAUCUACUUGGCAUCUCAACACUUUGUGCAUCGUGAUCUGGCAACCAGGAACUGCUUGGUGGGGAAUGGUCUUCUGGUCAAAAUAGGAGAUUUUGGCAUGUCCAGAGACAUUUACAGCACAGAUUAUUACAGGGUGGGAGGUCACACCAUGCUGCCUAUCCGCUGGAUGCCACCAGAGAGCAUCAUGUACAGAAAGUUCACCACAGAAAGUGAUGUGUGGAGCUUUGGCGUUAUUCUGUGGGAGAUCUUCACUUAUGGAAAACAGCCAUGGUUCCAGCUCGCCAAUAAUGAGGUGAUAGAGUGUAUUACUCAAGGCAGAGUACUGGAGCGCCCAAGACUCUGUCCUAAGGAAAUCUACGAUAUUAUGCUUGGCUGCUGGCAGAGGGAACCGCAACAACGUCUCAACAUUAAGGACAUCCAGAAGAUGCUGUUUACUUUGAUGAAAGCCACACCAGUCUAUCUGGACAUACUGGGAUAAUAAUAGCCACAAGGAGACACUAAUGGAAUAUAUUCAAAGCACUGAAUUGCCCCCAAACAGAAGUGAUCUGUUUGCAUACUCUGUGGUGAAACUAUGCGGAUUAGGGGCUGAAAAUACCCAGUUUUCAUCUGCCAGAUAUUUGAGGACUGCAACUAACACAUUGUAUAUUAUGUUUAUUUAACUGGACCAAAAUGAUCUGAAUUGAAUCAGUACCGAAUAAUCUGGAACCUGCAAAUUCUAUACCCAUUUAGUUUUUUCAAAUGGAAUUGUAACUAAAAAGACUUAAGUAUAAAGUAUGUAUUGCAACAAUGUGGACUGAUUAUCCUGAUUGUGCUGAUGUGGUAUAGUUAAGGUGUCACAUCAUAAUAAUGUGGGUUUCACCCUGUUUUGAUCAUAGCAGCACUAGUUCUAAUCAACUGUUAAUAAACCCUGACCUGGACUGGUAGUUUACUGGUAGUAAUCCUGCCCAGGAUUACAUUGAUCUCAGUUGGAUUGGCUAAUAGGUUUCACAAACCUUAAGUAACCUUCUAGUCUUCCUGUGGCUUAUCUUUGCCUGGUCUUCAUUUGUGAAAUGUGAAAAGUCAGAAGGAUGAAUUUGUUCUCUUUUUUAUUAUUUUAAUUUAUAUCUGUGCCCAAGCUCGUCAAUUUCACAAAAUCUUUCUCAUGUCUUGGGUUGCAGUGGUAGACAUCUUUAAUAUAAAGUAAUGAUGAUGAUGAGACACUAUAAAGUUUCAAAGUACUAACAUUUCUGUAUUCUGUUUUUAAUUUCUGGCAACCCCAGAAACCAAUGGCAGAGCCAAAAUAUUUUCAGGGGUGGCCAGGCUGCAAGGCUGAGGUUGAGCACAGAAAAUUCGCUUUCUUUUUAAAGCCCUUUCCCUCCCCCCCUUUUUCAGAGAAACAGUAUUCACUAGAUGUAAUUCAGUUUCAUGGAUUAGCACAUGGAUCCCUAAAAGGUUUUGCUUUUGGUUGUUUAUGGUUGCUACACUGUGGCCACAAUUUGGCUCUGCACCUGCCUGAAACCACCAACAUUCUUGUGGGUUGUGGCACAGUUGUUCUGACACAGGUAUUUGGGGAACAGACCACAUUUAUUGAGCAUUCACAAGGACCAGAUAGUUGUAUCUUAAUGUCAAGGAAAUGUGUAGUUUAUGUGACCAUGUGCAGAUUAUAUUUCUUGACUUUUCUUUCUGUUCAUGUAUAAAUUAAGGAAGGAGGUGAAAAAAUAGAACAAUGCACAUAAAUCAAAUAUUUCAUGUACAGCAGCUGCUAUACAUGACUGCUGUUCUUAAGUGCUAGUUCAGUGGCAGCUUGCAACACAGUUUUUAUCUGAAACAUCAUUGUUACUACACUUUUAAGUCCGGAGCUCAUGAUAGCUCACUGAGCUGCUUAGCUUUACAAGAACCUGACCAUACCUUCCAAUCCUGAGCCUGGAAGCAUGGCCUGAGUGACUGUCUGCCACUAUAGAAAUGGACCUAAGUGCCUCCUACUUCUUUCUGAACACUAGGAACCAGGAAAGUAGUCUUUCAAAAUAAUAGCACUUUUACAUUUUGUUUACCUGCCUAAUGGCCACUAGCUGCAAACUCUUCUUUUUCUUAUUACCAGCCUAGUUUCAUAAGUAUCUACUGUAUAAAAAAAAAAUUAAAUUAAAAGCAAAAAAAAAAAAAAAAAUUAAAAGCCAAACUACCCAAGGUGAAAUUGAAAUUACAUUUUAGUAUAUACACUAAUCAGUCAAUUUAUUAGGUAUACCUGUUAAACUGGUCAUUAGUAUAAAUAUCAAAUCAGCCAAUCACAUGACAGCAACCCAAUAUAUUUAGACAUGUAGGCAUGGUCCAAAUGAACUACUAAAGUUCAAACCCAUCAUCAGAAUGGGUGAAAAUGGGUGAUUAAAGUGAUGUUGGACGUGGCAUGGAUGCCAGUGCCAGGUUGGCUGGUAUUUCAGAAACUGAUACUACUGGGAUUUACCCACACAACCAGCCGUAGAGUUACACCAACAAGGCUGAAACUGCCUUGAGCUGAUAACAAGGCAAUAGGAACUCGAAUAAUCACUCGUUACAACCAAGAAGCAUCUCUAAACGUACAAUAUGUGGGUCCCAAUAGAAGACUGGAAAAAUGUUGCCAUCAGUGCCUGAUGAGUCUUGAAUUCUGCCAUGACAGUUUGAGGGUAGGGUCAGAAUAUGAUGAACCCAUGGAUCAAACCAACCUUAUGUCAGUUAUUCAGGCUGGUGGUGGUGUGGGAUAUUUUCUUGGCAAGCGUUUGGGCCUUUAAUAAUAUGCCUUCAUUGUCACAAAUUACCCGAGCAUUGUUGUUGACCAUGACUAUGAUCACAGUGUACCCAUCUUUUGGGGUGUGGUGAGACCACAGAUUCACAUUGUGGAUGUAGAACCAAAAAAUCUGUACUAACUGUGUCAGCAUGGAUCAGAAUCUCUGAGAGAUGUUUGCAGCACCUUGUUGAUUUUAUGGCACAAAGAAUUAUGGCAGUUUUGAAAUUAGAAACUGGCCCAACUCACUAUUAGCAAGGUGUGCUACUAGACCGUUUACAGAUAACCAUUUGCCAUUUUCCAAAGCUAAAAAAAAAUUAAUGAACUGAUAUAUGUGUGAACUGAAAGGAUAAUACUUGAGACACUAGGAUGUAUAUACUGUAAAUCUGUCUGUCUUGAGAUAUGUUAAUUUAUUUUGUUUUCCUAUGUUGGAUUAUUUUUUGUUUCUAAAUAUGUUAUUAUAUGAUUACUGUAAAUCUUAUAGAUCUUUUGAUUUGAUUUCCAGUUGUAAUUUACUGUUACGAGUUGCAUUUAUCUCAUUAGAGACUGGCUAAAAAAAUCUAGAUUUAAGAAAUGUCAUUUUGUUUUGUGUCAUUUUAUACUAUGCAUCCAUUGAUUCAUCCAUAUUCUUCCUCUUAUCCAAUUCAGGGUUAUGAGGCAUUUCAUAUAAUUGAAAUAAAUUAAUAAAAAAUAAUAAGUCAGGAAAACGGAUUAAAACUACAAAGUUACACAUGCUAAAAAGUCAGUGUUUUAUUGCCCUCUUCAAGAACUGUUCAAAGAUCAAACGCAUUUUUUAAUUUAAAAGAAAUAGUUUGUCAUUCAUCGACCACAGUCAGAAAAUGACAAAUAACACUGUCAUCAGUGUGUCUAAUGAUGUGUCGUGCACCUAGUCUCUACACUGUAUUUGAGAUUUUAACUGUUUUGUCCACACUGGCCUAAAGAAUUUAAAAUCUAGUCUCACAAGGAAUUCAGUGCAUAAAGUUGUUAACUUCAUAUGCUCUCGGGUCAAUGAGUGAGUACUGGGUUUAGCAUUGCCUUACUGACUCUAUACCUCAAUUUUCAGCGAGCAUCUUGAGAUGCGGGAAUCAGUAUUUUUCUUUAUUUUACUUGAAUCAACAAAGGGGCAGCAGCAUGCUGUCCAUUAGCUUGAUACAUGAAACCCCUCCUAAGCCAUUAGAAGAGUCAUCUGAAGAGCAAAAUGAAAAGCCUUUGAUUAAUUAUUUAUUGAUAUUUGAAUGUAUCAUCAGUCUGCAGUAAAAGACACACUUCAUUUAUUCCGUCCCUUCUUGUUAAAUGAGACAGAUUUACAAUACUGUGAGAAAGUCACUGUCAUCCUAUCCUGUGCGUGAUGUUUGAGUGUCACAUAUUUGGUGUUGGUUUUUAUAAGAUUUUGUUUCUCAAAAGUGUAUUUAUUCUAAAACAGUUCAUCUAAAAUAACUGAACAUAAAAAGUAUAUCUGGGAUUUGCAUUGAUAUAUAGGUAUAUUGUAUAAACAUUAAACAGGUGCAUCACCUGCAUUGCCUGGUUACUAUGAAUAAAUCUGAUUCUGUAUCUUUUCUAAAUUUAGAUUAGAGCUGUGUAAUUAAAGAUAUGUGCAUUUCUAAACUGCAAUCCUAAUGCUAGAAUAAAACAUGAUCGAAGUUAUCUUACAGUAGACUUGCUUACCAAGUAUCACCCAUAAUGUGAACUCUGUUUCUAAGCCAUUCAUUUCAUCUUAGCAAAUUGAUUAUAUUUGCAUUAGUGUCAGUGUUUUAAAUUUUGUCUUUCUCUCACUAUGAGUGUUUCCUUACUCAAAGUCCUCCAGGAAGUCAGGUAUUACUUAUAAGGUCUGCAAGGUACCUAAGAGGGUCGGCUUCAUUAGAACCUCACUCUACAGGAGUGAAUUACAGAAUUUAAAUUUUGUUUCAUUUGUUUUCUACACAAAAGAAAAUGCAAAUUUUAGAGAAAUCUCAACACAUUUAUAGAAAAAGUCAGUUUCACAAAACUCUAAACAUAAAGUCAAAGGAGUUAACUCUUUCAACAUGAAACACAGCACUCUCAAAACCGAUUCUUUCCAACUAAACAAUACAAACAGCUGUUAUAUGAUUAUAUCUAAGAGAGAAUAAAAAACACUGAUCAAUUCAAAACCUACCAUCAGAGGUGUUUGACUAUGUCUUGGCUUCAUGAGGCCAUGGUACAUACUUUUCCUUGUUUUGGAAAAGUAUACAUGUUUAUUUUUAUUCUGUUUAUUCUGUCCAAAUACCAUUUACAUUUAUCUAGUGCAGUAUAACCUUUUUAAUGGAAAUAAAUGAGAAACAAAACAAAGCAAAUCAGUGCACAGAGUUUUAGAAAAAAGGUAACAAACAAAACAUUUAUUUGUUACCACAAUACAAAGUUUUCAGAUGAACUGACAAAAAUAAAAGAAUGCCUUCUUCCUCCCAGGCUUUUUUCUUACCUUUCCUCUUCCUUUGUGUUUUCGUUGCUUCACCUUCUUGUCUGUCACUUGAAGCUGGUGUUAUCCUCUGAUACAGGAUCGUUCUUCCAGUUGAGUGGUUCAAAGGAGGACCAUGAGUGAGACUAAUUAAUAGUCAGAGUGUACUUUAAGGCCAUGUUUCUAGAACAAAAUGUGUUUGUGUUCAGAGAUUUGCAAAACUGUGAUUUAGAUUGUCAUUUGAGUGAGAGCAGUGGAACUCUUCCUAGCAGCUUAGAGUUAUAAUGAUGAUACAUAAACUUUAUAUUUUUAAAAUUGUGUACAUAGUUCCCCUUUUUUAUUGUAAGAAGUGGGCAAAAGAUCAUUCAUCUCAAUUUUAUUUUUAUGCUCAAGUCAAAAUUAGGGACCCUAAGCCAUGUUUGAAGAAACUGAAGAACAGAACCAUAUUCAAUUCAGUUCAGUUCAAUUUUAUUUAUAUAGCUCCAAAUCAGAACAACACUCGUCUCAGAGUGCUUCAUACUGUAAGGUAAAGACCCUUCAAUAAUAUGGAGAAAACCUUUACAGUCAAACAACAUCCUUGGUAACAGUGGGAAGAAAAAACUAUCAUUUAACAGGAAGAAACCUCCAGCAGAACCAGGCUCAGGGAGGGGCAGACAUCUUCUGAGUGGUUAACCUUAUCCUGUUUUCUCAAGAGACCUUCCUAAAUGCUGCAAGCAUGCUGUGUUGAUACAUGCAAACUUCCUGGAGGACACAAUUGGCUAGCAAAAUACAUCAAAUUGUAUUACAAAACAGAAAUCACCAGAUAAAUGUUUCCUGUAUGAUCAAGCCUUAAGCUUAACAGACUGACAGUCUUGGUUGUUUCUAAUGAUAUUAGGGUUAAAUGAAAUCUUUCUCUCUGUUUGCUCUUGACUUUACAUGUAUUCUUCUUUUUUGUCUAUUGUGUUCUUAUUUAUUCUCUUCCCCUUUCCCACUGUCACUUUACCAUACAAAGUUUCUAAGCUGAAUAUGUAAGAAACAUCAUUACUCUAUUAAGAAUCCAUGUCUUUUCUAAUUGUUGUAUAUCCAUCUCAACACAUACGUAUGUGAAUCAUUUGACUUAAACUUGUAUAACAUGUUUCUGACAAGCUUAGAUGUGGUGAUUUUUUAAGGUGGCUCUGUGUAUGAUUCUGACUCUCAAUUCUCAUUAAAACUGACUUCAAUGAAGUUUGCAUCCACUUAUUUUUAACAAGAAAAAAAGGCA